Molecule: messenger RNA, 1774 nt
Organism: Sinocyclocheilus grahami
Lineage: Eukaryota; Metazoa; Chordata; Actinopteri; Cypriniformes; Cyprinidae
Product: follistatin-related protein 3-like
Exons: 5
Coding region: 225-965 (246 amino acids)
Biological process (GO): cell differentiation; negative regulation of activin receptor signaling pathway; regulation of BMP signaling pathway
Cellular component (GO): extracellular region
Molecular function (GO): protein binding; activin binding
Source: RefSeq, a predicted model, not a curated record
GCAUCAGCAACGUAACUGGCUGGAAUUAUCGCCCAUCCCAGAAGCAUAAUUUACUCGGGCAAAAUAUUUAUACAGAGGCGGACCGAAAUCACUUACAACAAGUCCAUUCACGAAACCGAGUGGAAGCAACCCACAUUAAAGACUCUGUAGACUUCUUAUCAGUCGCAGUACUUUUAAGGAACGCCGCUGGUUCAAACAUCUGUAAAGAAGUAUUCAGCAGCAUCAUGAACUUUUUGGCUGUAUUACAUUGUGUGAUACUUAUUUCAGUUUGUGAAAUACUUGGAGAUCAUCGAACGAACGCUGGCAUGUGCUGGCUGCAGCAGGGUCCGGAGCACCGCUGUGACAUGGUGCUCAUGAGGGGCGUGAGCAGGGAAGAGUGCUGUGCGGCCAGCCGUCUGGACACUGCCUGGUCCAACACCAGUCUGCCAAUCAAUGAAGUCAGUCUGCUGGGAUUCCUGGGAAUAGUUUCCUGUAAGCCGUGCAAAGAGAACUGUGAGGGGGUCAACUGCGGCCCUGGAAAGGUGUGCAGGAUGAAGUCUGGACGUCCCCAGUGUGUGUGCUCUCCAGACUGUUCCAACAUCUCCACUAAACACGCUGUGUGUGGGAGCGAUGGAAGCUCAUACAAAGACGAGUGCGCGCUCCUGAUGGCUCGCUGCAGAGGUCACCCUGACCUGGAGAUUAUGUAUCAGGGGGAAUGCAAAAAGUCCUGCUCCAAUGUUGUAUGUCCUGGGACGCAUACCUGCGUGACGGACCAGACCAACAGCGCCCACUGCGUCAUGUGCCGCACUGCGCCCUGCCCAAUGCCCAUGGUCACUGAGCAAAUCAUCUGUGGCAACGAUAACAUUACCUACACCAGUGCCUGCCAUCUGCGUAGGGCUACCUGCUUUUUGGGUCGAUCCAUAGGGGUCCGCCAUUAUGGACACUGCAGAAGUAAUGAAGGAAGUGAGGAAAAUUCACUCUUCUGAGGAAGAGACAAGAGCAGAUCCGCUCCCUGUACAUAUUAUGAUGGCACGUAAGACGUGAGAGAACCUGUUUGAAACCAUAUAGUCUCACAACAUGGCCCUCUGUACCAAAGAACCACUACUAGUAUUUUAUAUAGGGCUGGGUAUCGAGUUUGAUACUUUUUAGGCACCGACCAAAUUGCCUCGAUACCAUCGAGUAUCAAAAAAUGUCUUGUUGUUCGGCACCAAAUUUCGAUACCUAAGGGGUUAAUCUCAUCAAUGUCAGUGAGCCAAUAAGCAUGCAGCAUGCUUGAUGUGCCUAAAUUAGUGAUUGGCUCUGGCGAGGCAUCAAGGAAAACACAUGUUACAUGACCAUUCACGCACACUGUAGCAUCAUGCUACAUAAAAUGUAUACUAUGCUUUUACUCAAAACUCGCUUUAAACCACCAUCGAGUGUUUGUAAUAACCUCCGAUUGCGAUCUAAUGAGGGUUUUGGUCAUAUAAUGUUGCAGAAAUAUGUUAUUUAUAGCCAUUUAUAUCGGGCUAAUCGCUACAUCUGCUUAGCAUUUCUCAUGUAAACACCCGUUAUUGUAUGAAAAGUGGCAGAAUCUCAUUAAAAUAACAUACAAAUCAUAUACUGUCAUAAUCACAUGUUUAUUAGCUUCAUGUUUCAUCCCUGUAAAUGUUUUUUUUGGAAGUGUAACACACAUUCGUCAUAGGAGACAGGGCGGGUUAUAAACGCAUAAUAUGACUGACAUGUGAGCAGUGAAUGAGCUUCCUCUGAGUCAGAACAGCGAUCGCGGCAGAGAAAACACAGGCAGACAGCGCUAGAA